AUGCGACCGAAAAGCUCCACCAAAUUGGAAAAAUUGCAUGAAUUUGCUAAAAAGGGUACACACCAUAAUUCAUGGAUCGGAAAAUGCAUCGCAACCCGAGACACUCUAGCAAAUACUCAGGCCGAUUUGAUGUUUUACAGUGGAGAGGUGAUCACUAUCCUGAAGCACCUUAAAGACGAUGUCUAUCUCGGGUACUGCGAAGGUGUGAUUGGUCGGUUUCAUGGAAAGGAUGUAUCAUUCAACUAUGGGCAAUCGGAUACGCAGAAAUCUGAUGGCCGCAUUACUUCAGUUUCUCCUGAUAUAUCUACAUCAGAUGACGGGGAUAAAGGUUCGCAGGGAGCUCCUCAUAUUGUCAACUUUCUUAGCCCCUCGGAUGCCGAGCGCGCAAUUCAGAUGAGGUCGAGAUCCUCAUCAAUAUCAUCUCUUGAACUAGAUUCUGAAAAGAACACUCCGUCCACAUCGGUUCCAUCAUCACCCGUGCUGACGCCUGCAAUUAACAUCACUCCAAGUUCCACAUAUGAUGAUGUUAGUAUUACUCCCCCAACGUUGUCUGAACAUUUGCAUAACAAGGACGUUCAAAAUUCAUCAUCAUCAUUUAAUAGUAAUCCCGAUAAAUCACAAACAUCUCAACGCGAAACACCUCAAAUUUCAAAUGAUCAAUUGUCACUAUCAAAUCGAGCACAAAGUGAUUCCCCCUUGUCAUUAAAUAAUCGACCAGCAAUCUCGUUCCAUAGUCAAAAUGUUUUCCCCUCAUCAAGUAAUCAGAUAAGAAAAAUGUCAUCUCCAUUUCCGUCGUCAACCCGACUUAGCCAACUGGCGAUUACAAAGCGGAACAAUUCCGCACCCCCAUUGACCAAUGAUGAUGAGACCGGCUCAAAAGCAUUACCCCACGAUAACUCCGAAUCAAGUGCACUUCCAUUAAAGCAAAAGUCGGAGCCUUCGAUCUCCGAUGAUCAAAUUCGGCCGGCACAAUCGAAUAACAUAGUUCAAAUAUCCGACGGACAUGCACCCGCUACUUUAAGAUCGAAAUACAAUCCCGGUGUGGGGGGUAUCGUCGAUUCACCGACUUCUUCUCCGAAUUCAUCUCCCCGUGUUAGCAGCGAUAUAUCAGCGACAACGCCCAACGAAUCACCGAAUUCCGUUCAACUUAAAGGAAGAUCUCGGGCGGUUAAUCAAGAAAGCGGGUCACGUCCGGUCCACAGCAGGCAACCUUCGGCAUCGAACAUGGCCGGCACUUUGCCGAGGCCUUCCUUACGCACGGAAAAUUCAAAAAUCGGUGGUACUCAUUCCAACCAUUCGCCCGUCUAUUCGACACCCCUACGCACCUUUGGGCAAUCACAAUUGAGCCCGGUUAUAUCGGAAUUUUCACUGAUUAUACCCCCACAGCGUAAAAGUUCCAUUGGUUUGCCCAGCGAAUUAUCAUCCGUUAGCUCACGCCCGCAGGUGAUGAAUUUUAACGAUCGAUGUUCACCCUCCACCACCCCCCUACCUUCACCUGUAUCGCAAAAAUCAAGGUUCCCCUCUGAUUUGUCGGGUACGAUCAAAGCAAAUCAAGUCGUUAUGAAAAAUCAAUCGUCACCGCCUGCGCCUUGCGUGCCUCAAAUAUUUGUCGGAAAUGAAGACAUCAUGGACAAUGAUUCUUCUUCUGCAGACAAAUCCACAUCAACUGUUCCUCUCGUAUCAAUUGAUCAAGAGCCGCCCAUGCCAACCUUCAUGAUAGAGGCUGCUAACGAUACAGACGAUUUCAGCUCCGAGGAUGAAGAUGAGGAACCCGUAAAAUCGGAAGAUAUACCAUCGUCACAAUCUAAAAAAGACAAGGUUCUUGCUGUUGAUGAAUACGGAUUUGUGCAUGACGUGGCUGAAAAGGAGGGCGCUGAUGGCAUCCAAAAAAUUAUAAAAACCCCUGGACGCUCGGAAAAGAAUUCGCGUACUAUCCGCCUAUACCGGGAACGUGAAUCUAAAUGGGUUUACUUCCUGGGAAACAUGGACCCUGCGCUAGCGAAAGAGUCCAAGAAGAUCAAGAAAUUGGUUCGCCUUGGUAUCCCAGAAUCUGUCCGUGGAAAAUCUUGGCAACUCAUGGCUGGUGUUCAUAAAUAUCGGAAGGCGGGAGUUUAUGAAGUAAGGUUUUCAGUUACUUACCAACUAUGUAAACGAGAAAAGCUUCCAAUAUAUGAUGUGAUAGAGAGAGAUAUUAGUCGAU
Molecule: messenger RNA, 2200 nt
Organism: Acaulospora colombiana
Lineage: Eukaryota; Fungi; Glomeromycota; Glomeromycetes; Diversisporales; Acaulosporaceae
Source: the annotation of a GenBank genome assembly